AUGGAUAAGCAACCUGGGAGCUCAACCACGCAGGCAUCGGGUAUUGACCUAUCAGACAGCGAAGAUGGCACCUGCGAACUAAGGCGCGUACCAGACAGCGUUCCCGUCAUGGUCUGGAUAGUAGCUAUGGCAGGGUUCUGGGAGCGAGCAGCCUUUUGGGGCAUCUCUGGGCCUUGGCAAAACUACAUGGAGAAUCCACGAAAUUACACAACAGACGGUACCCCGGGAGCCCUGAGUCUCGGCCAAGCAACAGCAACACGCAUCUUCUGCGGCUUCUUCGUAGUCUACUUCACCUCCCCAAUCCUGUUUGCACCACUGGUGGAUAGCCGUGUGGGUCAGUACAAGACUUUGGUCAUCAGCCUAGGAGUUUCGUACCCGAGCAUGCUUGACCGAGGAGCCGGCCUACCCGGUUUACUCAUGUCAAUGGCUUUGAUCGCCUUAGGAGGCGGGUGUUCACAAGCCACCAUUAGGUCCUUUAUUGCUGCGCAGUACAAGGAUAGAACCCCACGACUCCGAAAUCGCCCGCCAUCUCGAAAUCGAUGCUUGGAUUUCCUUCGAAAGCGGCUGCAAAAUACAAACUUCGUCAAAUGGCUGCCAGCAGCUGCGACUGAAGAAGUCGUCGUGGUCGAUCCCGAACUUACGCUCAAGUUCAUCUAUACCUUGCUGUUUUGGGUUGGGAAUCUAGGCGCACUCUUGGUGUUCCCAAUUGUUUGCAUCGAGAGAUUAUUUGGCUUCUUUCCCGCCUUUGUCUUGGGCGGCGGCAAUGCCCUCAUGGCCUUCUUGAUCAUCAUUGCUGGCAAGAAAUACUUUGUAAAACCUCCGCUUGCAGACAAUGUAAUGAUACCAGCGGCAAAGGUGCUUGGCUGCGCUGCGCGCAGCGGGUUUAACAUGAAGCGUACAGAUCCUGCUUACCAGCUUGCGGAUCGAGGCAAAAUAGUGCCAUGGAGUAGCCAAUUCUCCGAUGAAAUCACUCGCGCAUUAGGUGCUUGCAGGGUCCUCCUAGCAUUCAUCAUUUUCUACGUUUGCUUCGACCAAAUGCAGAACAACUUGAUUUCUCAAGCAGGUGAUAUGAACAAAGGACGGACACCCAACGAAGUCGUACCCAACAUGAACCAGGUCGCAUGCAUCGUCAUUAGCCCAUUGGUCGAAUAUGUUCUUGAUCCAGCACUAUCCAAGCGACACAUUUACCUGAAGCCCGUCACUCGGAUCGCAAUUGGCUUUAUCUUCGUCUCCCUUUCCAUGGCUUAUGCAGCUGUAGUACAGUACUUCAUUUACAAUUCCCCGCCUUGUUUCAAUCACCCCUCGUCAUGCGGGGACCGUCAUAUGGUAUCCCAGCAACGACCGAACAUUUGGAUACAAACGCCCGUGUUUGUGCUCAUGGCCGUGGGCGAGGUCUAUGCCAUGACCACGGCCAUGGAGUAUGCAGAGACGCAUUCGCCCAAAGAGAUGAAAGUGCUCGUACAGUCUAUCAACAUGCUCAUUACUGGCGUCGGUUCCGUGUUUGCAAUGGCAAUCGCUGAAGCGGCCCGCGACCCAUAUUUGAUGAUUUUCUACUCCAGCCUGGCCGGUGCCAUGGCUCUCACGACAGUUAUAUUCUACGCCUUGUUUCGGAACAAAGACAAAGAGGAGCCAAACCUUCCGUUUGAUACAGAGGGCAUCAUAAAGAUAGAGAAUGAAGAGGACAAUGGCAUUCUUUGUACGGCAUGUACACCACAGGAGUCUGUACACCCAGAUACGACUAUUGGUACCCAGACUACGGUCACCAAGGCAGAUUAA
Bipolaris oryzae ATCC 44560 is the source of this 1776-nucleotide messenger RNA. RefSeq lists its product as uncharacterized. NCBI's taxonomy places the organism in Eukaryota, Fungi, Ascomycota, Dothideomycetes, Pleosporales, Pleosporaceae. The transcript is spliced from 8 exons. Gene Ontology annotation, molecular function: dipeptide transmembrane transporter activity; tripeptide transmembrane transporter activity. The coding region runs from base 1 to 1776 and encodes 591 amino acids. Gene Ontology annotation, cellular component: plasma membrane; fungal-type vacuole. The record is from RefSeq and is a predicted model, not a curated record. Gene Ontology annotation, biological process: transmembrane transport.